Molecule: messenger RNA, 1380 nt
Organism: Drosophila subpulchrella
Lineage: Eukaryota; Metazoa; Arthropoda; Insecta; Diptera; Drosophilidae
Gene: Cyp40
Product: peptidyl-prolyl cis-trans isomerase D
Exons: 4
Coding region: 112-1263 (383 amino acids)
Biological process (GO): protein peptidyl-prolyl isomerization
Cellular component (GO): intracellular membrane-bounded organelle
Molecular function (GO): protein binding; peptidyl-prolyl cis-trans isomerase activity
Source: RefSeq, a predicted model, not a curated record
GUAAACAAAUUUAUUCGCAACUUAGUAAUCGGGUGAUAAUUUUGACCAGCCUGGUCUAGUUGGCGGGCAGUGAUAAGUCACAUAACUCAGAGCCCGCCCCUCAGGGCGAACAUGGACGAACGCAAGCUGCUCCGGGCAGUGAAACCCACCAAUCCGCUGGUUUACCUGGACAUUUCCAUUGGCAAGGAGGAUGCGGGUCGCAUGAUAAUUGAACUGCGCAAGGAUGUUGUGCCGAAGACAGCGGAAAAUUUCCGUGCUCUUUGCACGGGCGAAUGUGGCAUCGGUACCAUGGGCAAACCACUCCAUUACAAGGGCACCCGAUUCCACAAGGUCAAGCGCGUCUUUGCCGUCCAGAGCGGGGAUGUGGUCAAUAACGAUGGAACCAGCGGGGAGAGCAUCUACGGUCCAGUAUUUGAGGAUGAGAACUUUGAACUCACGCACAACGAAGAAGGCGUAGUCAGCAUGGCCAACUACGGCAAGCCCAACUCCACCAACUCACAGUUUUUCAUCUCGGCCGUCGGCUGUGAGAAUCUGAAUGGAACCAACGUAGUCGUAGGUCGUGUCCUACGCGGCCUGGGUAUUGUAGCUGAAAUGGAACAAAACUGCAAUGACGAGGGCGAUCCCACGGCGGAGAUUGUGAUACGGGACUGCGGGGAGAUAGCUUCUGGCGAGGAUUGGGGCCUUGAGUGCAGCGACGAGACGGCGGACAAGCUGCCCCACUAUCCGCAGGACUGGCCCCGCAAGUUCGGCAAGUUCACAGCAGACGCAGCGGUGGAGCUGCUCACGGUCAUUCGGCAAUCGGGCAAUCACUUCUACAGUCUCGGCCGCUAUCAUGAGGCCCGUGCAAAGUAUCGCAAGGCCAAUCGAUACUAUCAUUACCUUAGCAAACAGUUCGGCUGGCAACAACUUAACCCGUUUAAAAAGCACCUCGUCGAUACGGAUCUGCAAAAAAUAGACGGCUUCUACGUGGUGAACAACAUAAACUCAGCCGCCGUUGACCUGAAACUGGGCAACUAUAUUAGUGCCAGGAAUGAUUGCACCGAGGCGAUUCGUCUGGAUCCCAAAUGCAGCAAGGCUUUCUACCGGCGUGGCCAGGCACAGCGUGGUUUGCGCAACUACGAGGAGGCCAUCAAUGAUCUGAAGAAGGCGCACAAUCUUCUGCCCGAGAACAAACAGAUCCUAAAUGAACUGAAUAGCACCAAGCAACUCCUGGCCCAGUACAACCGACAGCAACGAAAUGCGCUUAAAAAUCUAUUUGCCUAGCUGGCAGCGAGUCACCAUUUACUUGGAUCGUUUUGAAUUUGUUUUUAGUUUAAUACGGACCUGAAUGGCUUCAUUGAAUGUAAAUAAUUAUUAAUAAAUAUUGUUGUUUUACCAACA